Molecule: messenger RNA, 1769 nt
Organism: Ruditapes philippinarum (Manila clam)
Lineage: Eukaryota; Metazoa; Mollusca; Bivalvia; Venerida; Veneridae
Exons: 3
Coding region: 190-1614 (474 amino acids)
Biological process (GO): DNA integration; DNA recombination
Molecular function (GO): DNA binding
Source: RefSeq, a predicted model, not a curated record
UGAAUAUGCCAUGCGAAUAUCCCGUAUUUGAGCAAGUGUGCCAAUAUGCCAUAUUGGCGCACUUGCCAAGUGUGCCAAAAUCCCAUAUUGAGGCUAUUUCCGGUCAUCACGCACCUGUUGUCCAGUAACGGCAGAACGUCAGCGCGUAUAUACACGUUACGUAAUUGACAACCGCAUUGCAAAAAAAAAAUGGCCGUAGAAAGGACGUUGCAAUCUUUGGCGAAUCGCUUGAUGGAUUUAGAUAAUAUAAUCGAACAACAAGGGCAGCCAGCUGACACUUUUGCUUUUGUUGAAAGUAUGAAAAACGAUAAUACAAAAAAGAAAACCAAAAGUGAUAUGAACAGACUGAAUACUUGGUUUCAAACUGAAGGAGAAGAACGAGAUAUUUUAGAAAUUCCUACCACUGAGCUAAAUAUGUUGCUUGCAAGGUUUUUUAUGAACUUGAGAAAGGUAGAUGGCUCCGAGUACGAGCCAGACAGUAUGGGGAGCAUUCUCGCCAGUGUCAACAGAUAUCUAAAGGACCACGACUACGGAACAAACAUCAUGACCAGUGAUACGUUUAAGCACACCCGUGAUGUGGUUGCGACUAAAAGGAAAAUAUCCAAAUCCCACGGAAAAGGCAACAAGAAAAAUCGUGCAGAUCCAUUCACUGGUGAAGAGAUCGCAAUUUUGAAGCAAAAGGGGCUUCUUGGCAAUGAAACGCCUGAAGCUUUGUCUAACACUAUCUGGCUGAACAACAUUCUUCACUUUGGUUUACGUGGAAGACAGGAGCAUCAAACAAUGUUGUGGGGAGAUGUAGAGCUACUUACAACUGCAUCAGGGAGAGAAUACUUAGCUUUUACAGAGAGACUGACUAAAACAAGAAACGGCAUCGCUAGUGACCCAAGGGAUUUUGUGCCCAAAAUGUUCGCACAACCAGGAGACAAGGACUGUCCAGUAGAAAUGUACAAACGAUAUGCAGAAAAGCGCCCAGACAAGAUGAAGACCCCUGACUCUAGGUUUUAUGUUGGGUUGAAUCCUAACUACAAGCCAGGAAGUGACAUAAGCUGGUUCAUGAAUUCGGCGAUGGGCAAAAACAAGUUAGGAACAAUUGCAAAAGUCAUGUCAGAGAAAGCCAAACUGCCUGGUAGACAUACUAACCACAGUGGGAGGAAAACAACUGUUACAGAGCAACUAAGAAAUGAAGUACCGGCAAUUCAUGUUGCCAAGUUGGUUGGACAUAAAAAUCUAAUGUCACUAAACUCUUAUAACACCAUGUCUAUAGAGCAACAGAUAACAAUGUCUGAUAAUGCACACGCAUUAAACAAAGUAACUGCAUCAACAUCUACCAUUGCCAGAAUGGAGGAGCAAGAAAUGGCUGAUACCGAGUUGGACACCGAGUUGUUAGCCGCAUCUCAAGAAAUCGAAGAAGCAUUAAACAACAUUGAACAAUUUGAGAAAAGUUGUGAAAAUAGUAGUGGCGCACAGGUUCUAAAUCUCCCUAUAGUUCAUCAUCCAGAUGGAACAUUAAGCACAUGUAUUCGGGAUAAAGAAACAUCUGGCAGAAAAUUUGAUCCAAGUCGAAUGUUUGUAAAUUGUACAUUCAAUGCUUCAGUACAAUUUGUGCUUAAAUAGAGACUGAAAUUGGACAUAUUACAUAGAAAUCGAAAGAAGAAACUAUAUCUUUCUUUAUUUUUAUUUUCUGUGAUUGCGCAUGAAAGAGACGCUUACUUUGAAUCAGUUAUUUAUUUAUUUCACUAUUAUAUUGUUUAAUACAUGAACUGUGGAUU